GAAGAAGAAAACCCGGAAUUAUUUUGGUUUUUUGUCGCGGCGGGAAACUCACCUAGGAAGUAAACAAACUGAACGGUGAGACAUCUCGACCAUGCCGUCCAAACAGCAGGAUGUGGCCAAAUCUAACAUCUCCCCAGUUCUGUUCAUGGCCGUAGACGGUGAACCCAUGUCUUUCUUCUUGCGGCCGGGUCCUAUUAAACUCCAGCUCCAGCCUCUGAUCAUAGCUGGAGGAGGGAAGAUGUGCAACAUCCAGCAGCCGGGGGCGAUCCUGCUGAUUGACCCAGACGAAAGAGGCUCCAUUCCUGAAACUACUGCUCACUGGUACGUAUCCACCAAGUACAUUCACGACUGUAUUGAGAAGGAUGAACAGAUGAGUUUAGAGGACUACAGGUUACAUCCUGAAGUGGUCCCAAGACAGUCUGCUAGACUCACUGAUAACAAAGAGCGCGCUCCUGAACUCUUAGGAGGCAGGAUUCCCUACACAACUGAAGAUGAUGCUGCCAUUUGGAGUUAUGUCAGCAAGCGCAAGACAGAAAUUGGGGGAAACCGGCUCUGGCAAGAGAUGGAGAGGCAGCGAGUGACCAGUCACAGCUGGCAGUCGAUGAAAUACCGUUACAGAGUACGACUGGCAAAGAAACAGUCAGAGGUUGUGGAGGUGGCAGCAGCAGAGAGAGAGAUCAAGGUGGAAGAAAAUCAAGAGACAGAUGUUGAAAAACCCUCCAGGGCAGAAGAUGCUGCUUCUCCUCAGACACAUUCAACAGAAUCAGACCAAACACAGAUAGAUGACCAGUUUAUACCGGCUGAAAGCACACAACCAGAAACUGUAGAAGCUCAAACAUCUGUCUCUACGGAAGGAGAAGUCCAACACGUGAACCCACAGACAGAUAAACAACCAGCUGGAAGCACACAAGUAGAGACCGAAGUAUCUAACUCCCCCCAACCUGAGGGACCUUGUUUGGACACACAGACAGAUGCUCCCCCCCUUCCAGCUGAGAGCACAGAACCAGGAACAGAUGAAACACAAACAAAAGUCUCUCCUCAAAAAGAUAGCGUGCCAGUGGACUCGCCGCCAGCUCAGCCCAAGUCUCUGCCCAGCACCUCUUCUCAGAAGAAGCCAAAAGAGAAACAGAAGUCCUCCCCCAGGCUGGAACAACCGCUGCGCCGAUUAACACGCAGGCAGCUUCAGCUCGACGAGUCUCCUGAGCCAUACGGCAAAAAACUCAGAUCGUCAUCAAGUUCUGCUGAGCAACCGUCGUCAUCUCCCCAGCCCUUGAGGAAAACGAAAGCAGCUGUUAAAUCCGCUCUUCAAAAAGACACGACAGUCGACCAGCCGCCUUCUAAGAGAGCCAGAGAAAAGACUGUGUCAGAGACAGAGAGUCAACAGGAGGAGAUUGGACAAGCUACGGUCCCUGAAACAGCACAAGCAGAUACAGAAUCUGAUGCAGUGCCACAGAAAGCGGAGAAGAAAAAAGAAAAGAGAAAGUUGGGGAUUCUAGAGCUGGCUACAAAGGAGUUUGAAGAUGAAAAUGAGUCUGAUGAGGAUGAAACUCCUGACCUCCAAAACCCAAGUGAAACAGCAACGAUGCAACCCACAUCGACAAAACCCCCCGUCCCCUCUUCAGACCCGGCUGUGUCCACACAGUCCAACCCUGAACAUGGACCCAGCCUCCAAGAGAAUGUGCAGGAGAACCAGGCCUCCGGUAGCAAGUGCCUACCGGAGACAGGCUGCCCUGUACCUGCAGCCGCUGAGCCUGCAGUCGUUGUACCUGCAGUCGUUGUACCUGCGGCCACUGAGCCUGCGGCCACUGAGCCUGCGGCCACUGAGCCUGCGGCCACUGAGCGUGCGGCCACUGAGCGUGCGGCCACUGAGCGUGCGGCCACUGAGCCUGCAGCCAAUGAGCCUGCAGCCAAUGAGCCUGCAGCCAAUGAGCCUGCAGCCACUGAGCCUGCAGCCAAUGAGCCUGCAGCCGCUGAGCCUGCAGCCAUCAAGCCAUCGGCUGUCAAAGCAACCUCCAAAGCCCACCUAUUCAUAUUUGACAAUGAGUCUCAGGAGGAGGACUCUGAAUCCGUUGUUGGUGACAAUAUAAGCAACCUACAGCCAAGAGUGAACAAAGACGCUGCUUUUUCACUGACUCAAGUCCAGUUGGAAGAGGACAAGCAGCUGAUCAGGGAGCUGAUGAAGCAAGCCAACCAGGACUUAGUCAGUGUGACCAAAGCGCUGUUGAAGACCAGCGGAGACUUCUCUGCAGCUCUGGAUCUGCUUUUGGAUCCCCUCUCCAUUUCCGGACCGUUUUGGAAACGGUCUGAUGACGCUCUUUUGCGCUCAGGCGAUCCUGCGGUCCAACAGCAGCUGCAAGAGAAAUUCAGUGAGGAGGAGGUGGCCAAAAGAAUUGUGUUCCUCGAGAUAGAGGGAUGAAAAUGACAGACAGAUUAGUUACAGAUAGAAAGGAGGUUUGGACAUGUACACAAGUAUACUCAUCUAAAAAUCAACUGGUGUGAAAUUAGCGAGUUAGCUGAUAUUCAUCUCAGUGUCUCUGUUGCGUCUCCUUCUUUGCCGCAACCCCCUGAUUAACUUUGAAGAGAUGAAAUCAGAAACAUUGGAGGAUUAAAGCAGUUUAAGGGUUUUUUGAGUACAGUAAAAAGUAAAAGCUGUUGUUUGUGCCUUCCUCUAUACCAUUGUUUUCGGACAGAAUCUUUUUAUGUGUUUUAGCAUGAAAAUACUCUAAUCACUUUGUGCUUUUUUAUGUGCUUUAUGUUUGUUUUAAUGAAAGGAGGGAGUCCAUUCUGGAUCAAGAUAGUUGAUUGUUUAGUCUCAUUCCCAUGUGAGCAACCUGCAAGCAUGAAUGCAACCUGUUUUGUUUCCCAUUUACCAGAAAAGCACCAAAGCAUCUGUAUUUGAUGACCUGCAAAUGAGGCUCAACAAUCUGCCUCUUCUUCUCCAGAAUGACUGACCCAAUGUUUUAAAUUGCAUAGUAAAUAGUUUAACAUCAUUUUAAAAGGUGCAUUAUGAAAUAAAUGUCCUCUUUAUAUGUAUUUUCACCACUUACUUGAACAAAUUGCAUUUGAGUGGUUAAAAGGAAAAUGACACUUCAGCCUUGUAUGAAAUCUGUAAUAAGAAGAGCUCUUGUGGUGGCGGAUUAAUGAGCUGAAUUAGUUCCUUUUAACCAAAAGGUGUUGCUGCUUUAAGUGUAGAAUAAUAUGCCUCUUCUACUCUGAGAUUUAGAAAUAUUACUGCAAAGUUCUUGUAUUUUUCAUAUACUGACGCAUUUUCUGCUUUUUCUACGCCAAAGUAAAAAGGUCAGAUGUACGGUA
Molecule: messenger RNA, 3312 nt
Organism: Dicentrarchus labrax (European seabass)
Lineage: Eukaryota; Metazoa; Chordata; Actinopteri; Moronidae
Gene: terf2ip
Product: telomeric repeat binding factor 2, interacting protein
Exons: 9
Coding region: 92-2416 (774 amino acids)
Biological process (GO): regulation of DNA-templated transcription; telomere maintenance via telomere lengthening
Cellular component (GO): shelterin complex
Molecular function (GO): telomeric repeat DNA binding
Source: RefSeq, a predicted model, not a curated record